Molecule: messenger RNA, 1271 nt
Organism: Stegodyphus dumicola
Lineage: Eukaryota; Metazoa; Arthropoda; Arachnida; Araneae; Eresidae
Product: SAGA-associated factor 29-like
Cellular component (GO): SAGA complex
Source: RefSeq, a predicted model, not a curated record
UUUUGCGUUGUGUUCAAGGAACCUUGUUUUAUUUAGUGUGAAAUUUCAAUAAAAUUCAACUGUCACUGCAUGUUUUAAAAGAAUUUUGUUAAGGUUGUUUGUUGAUGUGAUGUGAUGUAUAUACAAACAACUGGUUUCGUUUUUUUCUCGAAUUUAAUCAUCUAUUUAUGUCACACCAGCCAUCCUCUGAAAGAAUAGGCAUGCAGGCUGCAGCAGCAACAGUAAAGAAAGAUGAAAAAUCGGAAGCUAUGUGCAAAGAACUAAAAAAUACUCUUCUGCAGUUUGAAGAAGAAAGAAGGAAAAAUGCUGAAACUAUAAAUUCUAUCUGCAGGAUUUAUGACGAGAUUGAAGAAGAUCCAAGAAAGGCAAUUUUGCAAACUCAUAAAUUGAGCAGCAAACAUGAUAAAGCACGAAAAGAUAUACAGCGAGAAAUCAGUUUAGUCAAGAAAGCUUUGGAACUUAUUCAGGAACAGCACAAAUAUCAGUUUUUAACAGUUGCUUCAAAAAAGGAAAAAUCUAUGAGAGCAAAAGGCAAAGCAGCAUUAAUGUCACAGAUUUUACAAAAUGGUAUUAGUUUGCCGCUGUGGAUUGGCAAAUCAACUGAAUUACCACCACCUCUAUGUGGAGCUAUACCUGCAGAUCCUGAUUACAUAGCAAAGGUUGGUGAUAUGGUUGCAGCUUUAGCGACAGUGUCGCCUGAAAAUUCAGAAAAUGAAGAAAAUGAAAAUAACUGGAUUUUAGCUGAAGUUACUGGAUAUGAUGAAAUCAAACAAGAAUAUAAAGUCGAUGAUAUUGACAAAGUGGCAAGAGCUGAGCAUGUUGUCCAUCGGACUGGGGUUAUUCCUCUUCCUUUAAUGAGGGCCAAUCCUGAAACAAACCCUGAAGCUAUUUUUCCAGCAGGAGCUCUUGUGCUAGCUCUAUAUCCACAGACUACCUGCUUCUACAAAGCUGUUGUGCAUGAACCACCCCAAAAAGCACAUGAACCAUACAGUCUUCUGUUUGAAGACACCUCUUGUAAAAGUGGUUAUUCUCCACCCAAAAAAAUACAUCAGCAUUAUGUGAUAAAUUAUAUAGAAAAUGAUAUGGAUGAUAACAUAGAUCAUGGUACUGAUGAUGAUUCAUACAGUGACACAGAUAACGACAUGGAUGAUGAUGAUGAUGAUGAUGAUGAUGAUGAUGAUAUAGAUGAUGACAUGGAUGAAUCUGAAUAAUCCAUUAUGUAUAUAUAUUUUAAUCUGUACUAUUUGAUUAAAAACUUGAACUCUUUUACA